AUGUGAUGUCACCGGCAAAGAUUCUGCCAGAAUGACGGUGUGUUUUAUUUGAACGGAUAGGAAUAUUGUUGUUGUUGUUGGGAAAUAUGCCGCUGCCAAAGUUAAAACCAACUGUGGUAGCUGCAGGAGUCGCUGGCGUGGCUAUUGGAGCUGCUGUCGGAUAUUUCUUGUUCCAGCGUCGAAAGUCGAGGAUAUUUGAGGAAACUGAUGAAGGGAUUGGGGAUGUGGAUUCCAUUGUCUCGGAGGAGGAGAUCGAACGACAAAUUCUUCCAAUGCGUGAGAUCACAUGUUCGGGAGUAGUAAAGAAUGUGACAUCACAACCUGUGACAUCACCACCUGUGACAUCACCACCUGUGGCAUCACCGUCUAUAACAUCACCAAAAAACCCGAAACAGACAACGAACAUGUUUGAAUCGACGCCAAACAAGCUUGAUGAUGUUAAAAUCACGGACGCUGAAAUUAAACCUCGUUUGGCGAAGAUAGUGGUGUUAGGGUUGGAGGGUUGUGGGAAGUCCACACUACUUAAUGUGUUGGCUAAGAGGCCCGAGGAAGGGUAUUCCCCCACACAGGGAUUCAAUGUGGUUCAAAUACAAAGUGGGGAGUGUUCGCUAAGUGUGAUGGAAGUUGGAGGUGGUCCUUCAACACGAAGGUAUUGGUCGCACUUUACCUCUGACAUGGAUUUGUUGAUCUACGUUGUCGAUGGCUCCGAUAAAAAUAAUUUCAACGAAUCAAAGUCUGAGUUAAUGAAAGUGCUCGCUGAAUCGACCAAUCAAGUUCCUUGCCUAUUGAUUUCAAAUAAACAGGAUUUGGAGAAUGCUGAAAAAUGUUCGUCGAUAUUUAACAGCAAAGACUUGAAGGAGAUCGGUCGUAAAACAAGCGGAAACAUCACAAUAUUGGAUGCUACAUGUUGUGCUAAUGGUGGGGAGGGGGUAUCGUUCCGUGAAACUGUGAUAUCUAUUAUGUUAAGUCUGUUGAACGAACAACAAACAUGAAUAUGCAAUACUGAUAACACAGGGACGUAUUCAGGGGGGUUAAAGGGGGCAAGGAAACCCUUUUUGUGGUAAUGGAGCACGGGACAUCUAUGCUUUAUUACCAAACAUCUGGUUUCAAGCAUGUCGCAAAAAAAAAAAUCUUUGAGUUAGUUGGUUCCGCCCCCAUUUAAAAUUCCUGGGUACCCCCUUGGCCUCAUGAGAUUAAUUCCAAUCUCAAAGCAA
This is a messenger RNA of Ciona intestinalis (vase tunicate), 1214 nucleotides long. Lineage: Eukaryota; Metazoa; Chordata; Ascidiacea; Phlebobranchia; Cionidae. The record is from RefSeq and is a predicted model, not a curated record.